CCGGGCAAACUCCUCCUCCAGGGAGGUGCCUUUAAAUAAGAGCCAGCUGGCCGGGCCACCGCUUUACUCCCGAGCAGUACCUGCGAUCGAGGUUUCCUCCCCGGGAGGCAGCAGCCUGUCAGCAUGGCUCAAGCUUUUGUGAACAGCAAAAUCCAGCCUGGGAAGGUGGUUGUGUUCAUAAAGCCCACCUGCCCCUACUGCAGAAGGGCCCAGAAUCUCCUCAGCCAACUGCCCUUCAAACAAGGGCUUUUGGAAUUUGUCGAUAUCACAGCCAAUGCUAACACCAACGAGAUUCAAGAUUAUCUGCAACAACUCACAGGAGCCAGAACGGUACCUCGGGUCUUCAUCGGUAAAGAGUGCAUAGGUGGAUGCAGUGACCUAGUAAAUAUGCAUGAGAAAGGGGAACUGUUGACAAAGCUAAAGCAAAUUGGAGCUCUACAAUAAUUACAGCAGACCCCAGGCUGAUAUCCCCCUUGAGAGCUGGACGGCACUGCAGAUAAUGACUGCACUUCCUGGAGGAUGGACCUGGGGCUGCCUUUACCCAGCCACAGAAACUGUUUACUUAAAAUCCUGAAAUACAUUAGCCCAAAUAAAGUGAGGGGGGUAUUUGGGGGGGCAAAACCAGCUUUUUCUUCUUUUGACUCAGUAUUAAAAGUGGACCAACUUGCCCCAAAUGAUAGGUCAGAGAAGUCUGAUGGAUGUCUCAGGUUUCUUGUGGAUUGGCCCUUUGGUUCCAAAAGACCAUGACAACACUUAGGAUUCACUCACUGACCCAGAAGAGGUUUCUUCUCCUUGGCACAUGUUCCUGACUAAGUGUUCUCCAUGUGCUGGGACGACUCUACCUCCACGCCACUGUUUCUCAACCAAGCAUACAGGAUGAAACUAUAGUUGGUUUUCUGCCACUGUCUGAAAAUUAUUGUUCGACUUUAUAAAUUUGUAUUAUGAAAUCAAUAGGUAUUUUGAAUGUGCUUUUUCAAAGGGUGUCUCCCUAGCCACCAUCCCCACCCCACCCCCUCCUACUUUGAGAAUCACUGCUGUGAACCAGUGUUCUGAACCUUGACAACUCACAGAUCUCACAGGAAAUGUUCAACAAUUCCGUGAAGGGUCUGAGCACUCAACUUAGAUAUGCCACAUGAAAAGUUAAGCACGGUUGGUCUUCACUUUGUGCCACAGAGAUCAGAGGUAUAAAUGCAGAUGCUGUGAUCACGUGGCAACACUCUUGUUGUAUAAGAUGCUUGGCCAGGGAAUCCUGAACAAGUGUGUACUAAUUUGUUUAGAUUAUAAGUAAAAGUAAAACAUAAAAUUUUAAAUGUUAUGUAGAAACCUUAUAUUCCCCCUUCCCCAAGAAUGUCUGUGAAAGUAGCCAAAUUUGGGAAACACUGUUCUAAAUGAUUUUCUCUCCUUUUUCUCCCCUCAUUCUAUGAAAAUUUAAGAACUCCUUAUUGUGAAGGUUGUUCUAGAAUUGCAAGAUUAAUUUCUUUUUGUAGUCUCUAGUGUGAAUGGUUCAUUUCUUCUCUAAUAAAGAAGUACCCAUGGACUACACAGUGAUUUUUGUCCAAUUCUUUUCUGUUCUCAAGACAUAAUGCAAAAGAUACCAAUCGAAAGCUUUUUUCAUGUCUGUCCCCUGCCAUUAUAAAUAAAGGCACGUGCU
This is a messenger RNA of Hippopotamus amphibius kiboko, 1651 nucleotides long. It is a transcript of the gene GLRX, whose product is annotated as glutaredoxin. The record is from RefSeq and is a predicted model, not a curated record. The transcript has 3 exons. The coding region runs from base 124 to 444 and encodes 106 amino acids. NCBI's taxonomy places the organism in Eukaryota, Metazoa, Chordata, Mammalia, Artiodactyla, Hippopotamidae.